Durio zibethinus is the source of this 3227-nucleotide messenger RNA. NCBI's taxonomy places the organism in Eukaryota, Viridiplantae, Streptophyta, Magnoliopsida, Malvales, Malvaceae. The record is from RefSeq and is a predicted model, not a curated record.
UGUAUUUACAUUUUGAUACUCAAGUUAAAAGUCGAUCAAAAGAGGUCGGAAAGAGAGUGAAAAGUAAAUGAGAUAGGAGAAAGAAUAUAAAAUAGUAUAUGGAUUGCUUUAUUUAUAAGUGGAAUGUGAGGGGUCUAUAAGAUAGAAUAAUAACGUAGCCAAAUUAACAUGACAUUAUACAUAUCAAAUUGAUCCGACAUAUCAAGUCAACCCAAAAAUGAAAAAUGCUCAUGAUUAUCUACUAAUAGUCUCUAACAAAGGAAAGGAUCAAUUUACAUUUGACUAGUUAUAUAUCUAGCUUUUGUUCAACACAUUUUGGUUUGAAGGAUCGAUUUCUUUUCAUAACAUCUACUAAAAUAUAUAUUAACCCUCUCUAUGCGCCUAAACUGCAAAAUACAGCAGCUUGUUUAAGCAGUCCGUCUUUAAUUAUAUUCAAUGGUUAAACCAGGCAGCCUUUUGAAUGGAGACCGUAAAACUGUUGUCCCUUUUGAAAACCUGCAUUAGUUCCAAAUCAUUGGUAAAGGGUAAGCUCAUUCACCAGAAAAUAAUCACUUUAGGCUUGCACAACAACCUUGCCUUAUGCAAAAACCUCAUCAGCUUUUAUUUCUCUUGCCAUUUACAUCGCUUGGCAGAUCGUGUUUUUAAGACCAUUAACAACCCGUUAGAUAUUUCUUUGUGGAAUGGCCUCAUGGCUGCUUACACUAAGAACUUCCUGUUUUUUGAAGCUCUUGAGCUUUUUGAGAGGUUACGGAAAUAUCCUUAUUUGAAGCCCAACACUUUCACCUACCCAAGUCUGCUAAAGGCUUGUGGUGGAUUGGGAAGUGUUGGUUAUGGGAAAAUGAUCCAUACCCAUUUGAUAAAAGUCGGAUUUUUAUAUGAUGUUGUUGUUGCAAGCUCUCUUGUACGCAUGUACGCAAAGUGCAAUAUGUUUGGGCAGGCUACACGCAUGUUUGAUGAAAUGCCUGAGAGAGACGUUGCUUGCUGGAACACUGUUAUUUCGUGUUAUUAUCAAGAUGGGAAAGCUGAAAAGGCAUUGGAAUUGUUUGGGAAAAUGAGGGAUGCUGGGUUUGAGCCUAAUUCAGUAACACUAACAAUUAUUAUCUCAUCAUGUGCAAGGCUUAUGGAUUUGGAAAGAGGGAAGGAGAUUCAUCGACAAAUGGUAAAAAAUGGGCUCGUGUUGGAUGGUUUUCUUGGCUCUGCUCUUGUUGAUAUGUAUGGAAAAUGCGGUUGUAUAAAGAUGGCUAGGGAGGUAUUUGAGCAAAUACCAGAAAAGGGUGUGAUCACUUGGAAUACCAUGAUUGCUAGUUACAGUUCAAUUGGUAAUAGCCAAUCAUGCAUUGAACUCUUUAAGAGGAUGAAUGUGGAAGGGAUCAUACCCUCUCUAACUACUUUAAGCAGCAUAUUAGUGGCUUGUUCAAGAUCAGCCCAACUUCACCAUGGAAAAUGUAUACAUGGUUACAUGAUCAGAAACAUGAUAGAAACUGAUAUCUUUGUUAACAACUCACUUAUUGAUUUAUACUUCAAAUGCGGAAGUGUUCAUUCAGCUGAAAAUAUCUUUAAGAUGAUGCCAAGGACAGACGUAGUCUCUUGGAAUGUUAUGAUUUCUGGAUAUGUGUUUGUUGGAAAAUGUUUUGAUGCUCUUGGCAUCCAUGAAACAAUGAUGAAAGCUGGUGUAAAUCCAGAUGCAGUAACAUUUACUAAUGUCUUAGCAGCUUGUUCACAGUUAGCAGCCUUAGAAAAAGGGAAGGAGAUUCAUAAUUCUAUAACUGAGAGCAAGUUGGAAAGAAAUGAAGUGGUCAUGGGGGCACUCCUACACAUGUAUGCGAAAUGUGGUGCAGUAGAUAAAGCAUUUAGAAUUUUCUGUGAGUUACCGGAGAGGGAUCUUGUGUCUUGGACUUCUAUGAUCACUGCUUAUGGAUCUCAUGGUCAAGCUCUAGAUGCUUUGAAGCUUUUUGGUCAAAUGCAGCAAUCCAAUGAAAAACCAGAUGGAGUUACUUUUCUUGCCGUUUUAUCUGCGUGUAGCCAUGGAGGAUUGAUUGAUGAAGGUUGCUAUUAUUUCAAACAAAUGACCAGUGAGCAUAGCAUUAAGCCUCAACCUGAGCACUAUUCAUGCUUGAUUGAUCUUCUUGGACGUGCUGGACGAUUACAUGAAGCAUAUGAGAUUCUCCAAAGUACCCCAGAAACUAGAGAGGAUGUUGAGUUGCUGAGCACACUAUUUUAUGCAUGCCAUUUGCAUAGGUGUUUAGAGCUGGGAGAGAAAAUUGCAGAAUUGCUUAUCGAGAAAGACCCUGGUGAUUCAUCAAUCUAUAUUAUUUUGUCAAAUAUGUAUGCUUCUGCCAAGAAAUGGAACAAGGUAGGCAAAGUGAGAUUAAAGAUGAAAGAACUAGGACUGAAAAAGAACCCUGGUUGUAGUUGGAUUGAGGUUGACCAGAAGAUCCAACCUUUCUUUGUAGAAGAUAAUUCACACCCACAAGCAAAGAUCAUGUAUGAUUGUCUAUCAAGCCUUAAUAAUUACAUGGAGAAGGAUGAUAUGAUGGCAGCUCUCGAAUCAAGAAUAGUGCAAGGUGUUUUAUAAAACUGAACAACUCACGCAGUGCUAGCAACUUAAUGUUACAGGUGACUAGUAUCAUAAGGAAUUAUAUUUGUUUGUGGUUCUAAGUUCAGGAUGCUUUGGGAACACUUGCCAUCUACUGAUCUUAUUGAGUUGUUCAAUGAAGUAAAAUUCGAGUGCUAUCAAGCAACUAGAGAUUUUUGAGAAGCUGUGGAUGGUAUGUACAGCAUGCAUCAAACUCAUGUGAACAUGCCUCCUUAUGCAUAGAGUGGACUCAAUGAUGUAAUCUUUGUUCAAUUUGUAGAAUCCCGAUUUCGGCUUUAUAGGUGAAUGUAUACAUGCAGGGCCUUAUUUCAGAAACUAUGACGAGACAAAGGUUUGAAGAUAAAGAAGAUAAGCAUGCUCAACUGACUGCUAAUGUGCAAGGCCAUUUCUAUUUUAAGCCUUGGAGAACCAUCUGAGAUGUGUCUUUGUUGGAAAUUCACAUUUUUAUAGAGAGAUAAGAAGGGAGCCCUCCCAGUUAAAACUUUUUUGUUUUUCAGAACUGCUUUCGAAUAAAGAAAAAUGACACUAGAAAUCAAAUCAUCAAUCAAUUGAUCAUGCCCUGUUAAUUGAUGCAGCAGAAAAGCUGUGAUUAAGCAGCUCAUUUCAAUGCCUAUUUGCAGAAAGAAAAGAA